AUGCUGCAACAAAACAACCCCACAAACACCAUCACAUCGACUCCUUCGGUUGUUUCUGUGACUCUUUCUGCUCUCAAUUCCUAUCGGAGAGUACUUUAUGUUGGUAAUCUAUCACCUCAAGUAACAAAAGAUGUAUUAUUUAAUUUAUUUAUACCAUUUGGAGAAGUAUUGGAUGUUACAAUUCCAUCAGCAAUGAAUCAAUCCGAAACACUCACAGGAUCAAAACACAAGGGAUACGCUUUUGUGGAAUUUGAGCUUCCGGAAGAUGCGACAGAAGCUCUUGAAAAUUUAAACAAUAGCGAAUUAUGUGGCAGAAUAAUAACAGUGAAUUAUUCAAAAGCAAGCAAUUUAUCAAAAGAGGCCUUUUCCGAUCUUAACGUUCCACUGUGGAGCUUGAAUCAACAAGAGAAACCACCAUCCAACGAAACCUCUUCAUCCUCACCAUCCACACAACAAGAGGAAGCAGAGCCAUCAUCAUCAGAUACAACCAACCCAUCAUUAUCAGAACAUGAACCUACCCCUAAAAAGACGAAACUGUAA
Messenger RNA from Naegleria fowleri, 540 nucleotides. RefSeq lists its product as uncharacterized. Bases 1 to 540 code for a protein of 179 amino acids. The transcript has a single exon. The record is from RefSeq and is a predicted model, not a curated record. Gene Ontology annotation, molecular function: RNA binding. Lineage: Eukaryota; Heterolobosea; Eutetramitea; Acrasida; Naegleriidae.